AUGGAGACUGAAAGAGUGCGGGAAAAUCAUGCUGAAGGGCCACCACAAAGCCCUAUGCAUGAUAUGUCGCCAUCUGAGCAAGGAGUCGACACCGAUAAAAUUGAGCCUGAAACCGAGAUUUCAAAGCCAAGCAGCAGUCGUCCACCUUUCUCAUUCAGCCAUGAACUGAUCUUCACAUCAACCCUACUCUGUGGACAAAUCCUUGUCCAAGCUGGCAUAGGCCAGAGCCUGGCACCUCUACACAUUAUCGGGGAUCAUUUCAAUGUCAGCAAUAACGGUGAAUUGAGCUGGUAUAUCGCUUCGUUUGCCUUGGUUACCGGCACGUUCAUCCUCGUCGCUGGGCGACUAGGCGAUAUGUACGGCUCAAAGCAUAUAUUGAUAAUUGGUUUCUUGAUCUAUGGCUUCUGGUCCCUAAUUGCAGGCGCGGGAUAUUUCACACGCUCAAGCGAUAAGUUAUUCGUCGUGUCUCGUGCAUUGCAAGGCGUUGGUGCCUCUUUGGUCCUCCCAAAUGCCGUCGCUAUUCUGGGUCGUACAUACCCCCCUGGGCUGAGGAAAAAUAUGGUUAUGAGUCUCUUCGGCGCGUUUGCUCCCGGCGGAUAUAUCUUGGGGUGUCUUUUUUCUUCCAUUUUUGCGCAGUUCACCAUAUGGGCUUGGGCAUACUUUGCGAUGGGUAUUGCUUGCUUCGUACUCGCGACUGUGGCAUAUUUUGCCAUUCCAAAACCAUCAUUAAAACCUGACGCCAGUAAAAGCUUCGACUGGCUAGGCUUCGGGUUUGGUAUCGCCGGUCUUUUAUUGUUCAACGUUGCAUGGAACCAAGGCCCUACUGUUGGUUGGGCAACCCCUUAUGUUUAUGUUCUUCUUAUCCUCGGCGUGCUCGCAUUUGUUGGAUUUGUCCUGGUUGAACGACGGGUGGAGAGGCCUCUUGUUCCAGUACAGCAAUUCAACUUGCAUAUUGCAUUUGUGCUUCUCGCUAUCCUAGCCGGGUGGUCCUCAUUCACCGUGUGGCUUUAUUACAUCUGGCAAUUUCUGGAACAACUUCGCGGCGCAUCCCCCCUUUUAACGACAGCUCAAAACACGCCUUCUGCUAUUUCUGGAUUUGUGGCUUCGAUCACUACUGGUUUCUUGAUUGGCAAAAUCGGUGUGCCUCCCAUCAUGAUUUUGGCUAUGCUUGCUUUCUUCAUCGCGAAUGUGCUUGCAGCAACCAUGCCUAUAAAUCAAACAUACUGGACGCAAACCUUUUUCGCCACAAUUAUCGUGCCGUGGGGCAUGGACAUGUCAUUUCCAGCUGCUGUUAUCAUGCUUUCUGCUGCUGUUCCGCCGGAACAUCAAGGCAUUGCAGCAAGUUUAGCUUUGACAACGACAAACUACGCAAUGAGCAUCGGCCUCGGUAUUGCAGGAACGGCUGUGAGUCAUCUUGGUGAUGGCUCAGACUUACUCGCCGACUGUCGCCAUGCCUGGUACGUAGCAAUAGGGCUCAGUGGCCUGGGCAUUGUCAUUGCUAUCACUUCUAUGCUUUACGAGCGUCGGAAUCCAACAUUAAAACCGCAUUAA
Talaromyces marneffei is the source of this 1551-nucleotide messenger RNA. RefSeq lists its product as uncharacterized. Gene Ontology annotation, molecular function: transmembrane transporter activity. The transcript has a single exon. Gene Ontology annotation, cellular component: membrane. NCBI's taxonomy places the organism in Eukaryota, Fungi, Ascomycota, Eurotiomycetes, Eurotiales, Trichocomaceae. The record is from RefSeq and is a predicted model, not a curated record. The coding region runs from base 1 to 1551 and encodes 516 amino acids. Gene Ontology annotation, biological process: transmembrane transport.